Molecule: messenger RNA, 480 nt
Organism: Striga asiatica
Lineage: Eukaryota; Viridiplantae; Streptophyta; Magnoliopsida; Lamiales; Orobanchaceae
Source: the annotation of a GenBank genome assembly
AUGUCGCCGGCUGGAGGAGGUGACGAGCAGACACGGUGGUGGCCUCCGUCAGUCACCCUUCUCCCGCUGCUCCUCGUCGGCCGUUGCUUCUCACCGGCCGCCGAGCUCGUCGUCACAUGCUCGAUGACGCCUAGUCCCAACAUCAACGGCGACGUCGGCCGGGUCGAGUACCUCCUCAUGACCGCCGACGCCGAUUUCGACUACCGGAAGUUCGCAUCCGUUUUCGGUGAAGCCGCCGACGGAUUCCGGUGCGCAGUGUACGAUUAUCUGUCGACGGAGAAGAAGAUGGCGUGCGACAUUCAUGAGGUGUUAGCCGACGGCCUGAAAGUCCACCCGAGGGAGGCUUUCAGCAAGCUGCUGAAGGACGAGGAGAGCGACUCGAUUUUCCGGCUGAACCGGUAUCCGCCGUGCACGGGGGCCGGGGAUUCUGACCCGAUUGGCUUCAGGGUGCACACGACCCAUAAAUACUACCGGUUCUGA